Messenger RNA from Racocetra persica, 187 nucleotides. Lineage: Eukaryota; Fungi; Glomeromycota; Glomeromycetes; Diversisporales; Gigasporaceae. The record is from the annotation of a GenBank genome assembly.
UCGUAAGCCAGAAAAGGACCAAUUCGGGAUUGUUGGAUUGCAGGUUGCGGGACUAAAAAUGUCUCUGAAUGUUCUUAUUAGAGACAAGCAUGAAGUUCACCGUUAUUAUAAGUUGCAUGAAUCAACAAUUCCGAUUCGUUAUUCCAAUGGCCCUUCUGUUCUGGCUGAAUUUGUAAAAACUUUUUGA